Messenger RNA from Rotaria socialis, 1485 nucleotides. The record is from the annotation of a GenBank genome assembly. Lineage: Eukaryota; Metazoa; Rotifera; Eurotatoria; Philodinida; Philodinidae.
AUGUCGAAAGCAAAAUCGAUCAAACAUAGUUUUUCUUCAAGUCAAUCAAUAAAUAGUAUGCCAACGAGAAAAACAACAGUAUUUCCUUUACCAAAUGCUACAAAACCUCGUUAUAUGGUUUCGAAAAAAAUUGAAAUCAAUGAAUUAUCUGAUGAUGUUCUUCUGUAUAUCUUUCGUUAUUUAUCACCUAUUGACUUACUCAAUAUUGGCAUUGUCUGUCGACGAUGGUGCUCAAUCUCACAAGACAAAAGUCUCUGGCAUUCAUUAGCACUUUCCUAUGGUCUUCAUCAAGUAGCAUCAACUUCAACAAGUAAACAACAAAUACAAAACUAUUUAAAUCAACAAAUAAAAACUCAAUUAAAAUCUCUAUUCCCACUUAAAUUCGAUGUAUUAAAAUCUUACACAGGUAUUCCUGAUUAUCAAAAAACAUUCAAUAAAUUUUCAAGUCAAUUCAAUUUUCUUCUUGCUUUUUGUGAUGAUAAACAUAAUAUAAUAUGGUCUCAAAAAUAUGAUACAAUCAAAUUUUUUGAGACAAGUAUGUCAAUGCGUUGGUUUGAAAUCACCAUGCCAGAAUUUUUAACUCGUGUACAUUUUCUUCGUCUUUUCUCUAUUGUUUCAAUCAAUAUAAAUACACGUCCCAAUCGUCUGCGUUUGCCAAGAUCCAAUGAACAAUUAGCUGACAUAACAGAAAAACCUAUUCAACAUACACAACAAAUUCAAUCUUUAUUACGUGAAUAUAAAUUCGAUUGGAAUAUAAUUAAAACAAAAUUGAUAUCAUUAACAAAGGAUAUUAAAUCACCCAUUUGUAUAUCAAAAUUACCCAAUGAAGAUGAUUUCUUGCUUGCUACUUAUGAACAAGAUAAAUCAUUUGCCUUCAUUGUUUUUAAUAUUAAUUAUUUGUCUUUUCAUGAACUUUUUUUCACUGGUCUUCGUACAACAAAUUCAAUAAAUAAUCAGCCAUUAUCUCAAAUAAUUAAUCCGAAUCAUUUUCCAAAAUCGAAUGAUCUUGAAGUAUCCGUUUUUAUUUGUUUUCGAAAUAUGACCACAAUUUUUCUUCGACAUCGUUUUCUCAAUUGUCGCUUAAAAUUGUCCAGUACUCCGAUGAUUGAAUUAAUACGUUCAACUGAUAUGACACAAGACCUGGGACCUGAGUUAGAAGAUUUACCAAAAUUCAAUUGGAAAACUAGUCUUUCUAAAGGAACUAUUAAUGAUUUAUGUCUUAUUGAUCUUGUUGUUUUAAAUGAACGUAAAAAUAUUUCAUUUUGUAUUACUCUUCAAGCUACACUUAUUCCAGGAAAUGAUAAUGGACAUAGUCAAGGAGGAGAUUACAUUCUGUCAUCCAAUGUAUGGAAUAUAAAAGCGGUAUCGCAGUGCAAUAAUCGUAUUUGUCUUGAUGGUACAAUAAUGCGACUUGACAGCGAAUAUUGUGCUCUUGGACGAGAUUCACAAUCAUGGCAUUUACAAAAUAUGACAUGUUCUUUUUAA